Molecule: messenger RNA, 4813 nt
Organism: Sinocyclocheilus rhinocerous
Lineage: Eukaryota; Metazoa; Chordata; Actinopteri; Cypriniformes; Cyprinidae
Product: sterol regulatory element-binding protein 1-like
Exons: 19
Coding region: 266-3550 (1094 amino acids)
Biological process (GO): regulation of transcription by RNA polymerase II
Cellular component (GO): nucleus
Molecular function (GO): protein dimerization activity; DNA-binding transcription factor activity, RNA polymerase II-specific; RNA polymerase II cis-regulatory region sequence-specific DNA binding
Source: RefSeq, a predicted model, not a curated record
UGCUAGCAUGCUAAUGUGCAAAGCAAACUCUUAAGUCAACUUUGCCUUGUGCGGCAGCAUGGAAACGAACGCGAGCAGGUAGUAGACAGAAUCAGCACCAAAGUUGAAUUUGUCGAGAAUUACGCGGACGGAUAAUACGAAACGCAGCCAGUAAAUGUCCGCGAACGUUUGCUCUCCCGACAAGUGCAAGAAGUUCUCGGUUUACAUGGAAUAACGCUGUGUCUCGAAUACUUUUGAAGUCGGCUUGAAAGAGCGUUUGAGGACAAUGAACCUGUCUUUUGACGACCCGUCGCUGGACACCCUGGGCUCCAGUUUGUCUUUUCACGAUCCGAGUGAUAUCGACACGGCUCUGCUCUAUGACAUCGACGAUAUGCUCCAGUUUAUCAACCACCAGGACAUGGAGUUUGGAGGGCUGUUCGAUCACGCUCCAUUUCCUGCCCCCUCGCAGGACCUCUCAGUCCUGCCCCGCUCCAGCCCUUCCUCUCCUCCACCCACCAACACCUCCUCCAUCCUCAGCAGCAGCCCACACCUGGAUGCCCUGCUGGGCCCCCCCAUCACCCGCAGCUCCUCCAUCCCGGACAAGGUGUUUCAGCCUCCCACUUUCCAGCAGUCUCCUCUGGCACAGGUGACCUCCACCCCCGCAAACCCCGCCACACUGCAGACCACGCAGCCCAAAGCUCAGCCUGCUCCAUCUCCCAAUGCAUAUUACAUGUUUAAUGAAAUUCUUGCCUUUCUGUCCUCUCGUGAUCUGGUUAUUGCAGCUGUCACUCAGCAGAGCUCCCCUCAGCCAAUCCCGAGUCUCCCCGCCUCUCUACAGAAUGUUCAGCCAAUGGCCAUCCAAGCCCAUGUGCAGAGCCUCACGGCUUCACCAAUCCUGACCACCUCCUCCAGCCCUCCCACACAGACCAUCUCCCCUCAGGUUCAGCAGCUUCCUGUUUUGUUGCAGCCGCAGUUCAUUAAGGCAGACUCUCUCUUGCUCACAACUUUGAAGCCAGUGACAACAGUAACAACAGUAGCGUCACCCUGCAUCACAUCCACGACGCCAGUCCAGAACACCUCACUGCAGGCACUGAUGAGUGGAGGCACCAUCCUGACCACCGUUCCACUGAUGGUGGACACCGAGAAACUGCCCAUCAGUCGCAUCACCAUCAGCGGGAAACUAGGCGGCCUGCCGCAUAAGGGCGAGAAACGCACGGCCCAUAACGCCAUCGAAAAACGCUACCGCUCCUCCAUCAAUGACAAGAUCAUUGAGCUCAAAGACCUGGUGGCUGGGACAGAAGCUAAGCUCAAUAAGUCGUCCGUGUUGAGGAAAGCCAUUGACUACGUUCGCUACCUUCAGCAGUCCAACCAAAAACUAAAGCAGGAGAACAUGGCACUCAAAAUGUCCAUUCAGAAGAACAAGUCUCUGAAGGACCUUGUGAUCAUGGAGGUGGACGUGAAGCCAGAAAUCCCCACCCCUCCAGCAUCAGACGUCGGCUCGCCUCAAUCCAGCGGCCCUUUCUCCCACCACGGCAGCGACUCGGAGCCGGACAGCUCGAUGGAAGAAGACAACAAGCCUGUGGUUGAGAGGGCUGGAGGAAUGCUGGACCGCUCUCGCAUGGCUCUGUGUGCCUUCACCCUGCUCUUCCUGUCCUUUAACCCGCUGGCGUCCCUGCUGUGUGGCGGCUGGAGCAGCUCUGGGACGACUGUCUCUGGACACACAGGAAGGAGUCCACUGGCAGUGCCAGAAGCAGCUGAGUCUUGGGGCUGGAUGGAUUGGAUGUUGCCCACUCUUCUGGUGUGGCUGUUGAACGGUGUUCUGGUCGCUGGAGUUUUGAUCCGCCUGCUCGUGUAUGGAGAACCUGUGACCAGACCCCACUCAGAAUCAUCCGUCCUCUUCUGGAGACACCGCAAGCAGGCCGAUCUGGAUCUAGCCAGGGGAGACUUUGCUCAGGCCUCUCAGAACCUCUGGACGUGCCUCAAAGCUCUUGGUCGUCCUCUGCCCACGUCUCAGCUGGACCUGACCUGUGCGGUUCUGUGGUCCGCCCUGCGUCUGUGUCUGCAGAGGCUGUGGGUGGGCCGCUGGCUAGCCAUCCGUGCCGGAGUCCUCCGUUCCAACCGCCCCCUACAGGAAGAUGCCCGCAAGAGCUGCCGCGAUGCCGCCUUGGUCUACCACCGUCUACACCAACUCCACAUGACCGGCAAGCUCGGCGGAAGCCACCUCUCUGCGAUCCACAUGGCGCUGAGCGCUCUCAACCUGGCCGAGUGUGCAGGAGACUGUCUCCCCAUUGCCACACUGGCUGAAAUCUAUGUGUCUGCAGCCCUCCGGGUUAAAACCAGCCUGCCCCGCCUGCUUCACUUCACUACUCGAGUGUUCUUGAGCAGCGCUCGGCAAGCCUGUCUCUCGCCCAGUGGCAGCGUCCCUCCUGCCAUGCAAUGGUUGUGUCACCCGCUGGGUCAUCGUUUCUUUGUGGAUGAGGACUGGUCCAUACGCAGCACCCCUAAAGAGAGCAUCUACAGCCAGGCAGGGAACUCAGUUGACCCGCUGGCUCAGGUGACCCAGGCGUUCCGCGAGCAUCUGUUGGAAAAGGCCCUCUACUGUGUGGCACAGCCGCGAGGCAACAAGAACCUCACUGAUGGAGAUGGUGAAUACUCAGACUCUCUGGAAUACCUGCAGUUACUCACCAGCGCCUCAGACGCAGCAGGAGCCACAACACAGUCCUUCGCCAUCGGAUCAAACAUGGCCACCGUUACAGGAUGUGACCCUCACUCGAAAUGGUGGUCGUCGGUUGCCGUGGUGAUCAUUAAUUGGCUCCAGGGAGAUGAUGUGGCGGCAGAGAGAUUGUACCCAGCGGUGGAGCACUUGCCCCACAGCCUUCAGACCGCUGAGAGUCCACUGCCCAAAGCCUGUCUUAACACUUUUAAAGCGGUGCGCGCUCUGCUGGCCAAACCAGAGAACUACCAGCUCAGCCUCAGCUACUGUGAGAGAGCCAGCGGCCUGUUCAGAGACAGCCUCAAUCUCGGCCCACACUGCAGCACCAACACAUUAGACAAGCUGGUGCAGUUGCUGCUGUGUGAUCUGUUGUUGGUGACGCGUACUAAUGUGUGGCGGGAGCAGCAGGUGGCGUCUCAGCAGAGCUCCCCGACGGCCGCCUCUCCUGCAGAGCUGCAGGGCUUCCAGCAGGACCUCAGCUCGCUCCGCAAGCUCGCCCAGAGCUUCAGACCGGCCAUGCGCAGGUUGUUUCUGCAUGAAGCCACAGCUCGGCUGAUGGCGGGAGCCAGUCCCACGCGCACACACCAGCUCUUGGACCGCAGUCUGCGCCGCCGCGCCACGCCUGGAAGCAGAACAGAGGAGUGUGAGGUGCAUCCAGGCCAGCGGGAGCAGGCAGAGGCCGUGAUGCUGGCGUGCCGCUAUCUGCCUCCUUCCUUCCUGUCAGCUCCGGGCCAGAGGGUGGGCAUGCUGGUGGACGCCGCCCGGACGCUGGAGAAACUAGGAGACAAACGCACCCUCCACGACUGCCAACAGAUGAUCAUCAGACUAGGCAGCGGAACGACCGUCACCUCCACCUAGCCACCUACACACACACACUUAAGAGCACUUUUACAAACACACCCCAAGAUCUCUCAGAAUCAACACGCUCUUCAUUUCAGGCCUCGGUGUCGUCCAAGAACGCCAAGACUCUCCCCAACAGUUCAGAACUGCAUAUUCAAAACCAGUGACGAGAUGCAGAGGCAAUAACGAGACCCUCAUCCAAACGCAGUGUUUUCUCGACCUUUUUGAUAUGAAAUUGAAUAUUUAACUUAUUUAUCUGCCCUAAAAGAAAUUGAAGAUAUUGCUGGUCUUCUGUGAAGCGAUGCACUGUCAGUGCUGACUCGGGCCAGUAGAUGGUGAUUUGGUGAACUGGACGCUGCUCCGUGGUUGAAUUGGAAACGUAUUGUAGAGCUUCGCUUUACUUAUUAGCACCUUUGAGAGAUGUCGACCUCCAGCUGAAUAAAGUACUUCCUACUUACAGCACGUUAUCAUCCGGGAUGAAUUCUGCAUAUCGAUUUGAGAAAAUUAAGGCUUUAUAAAACUUUUUUCUUUGUAUGUUUGUUUUAGAUAAGUGUAUUUAUGAUUUGUCUGAUGGCACAUCUUGUCAUGCUGCUGCAAUUGAACCAUUUGAAGAAGUCAGCAGAACAAAAAAAAACUGGAUUUGUGUCCAUGUGCGCUAUUUAGUGAGUGGGCCGCUCGGUCGCCACUGAAUCCACCGUUUCUUUUGUAUUUCCAAACCAGUCUUCCAUUGGAGUCAGUGAAUCCAAAUAAUUUCAUCUUUAUCAUCUCAAGACAUAUUUAUCCAAAGAUCAGAUUUGAGAGCGAUAUGAGGAUCUGCCUGCAGCUCGUUAGGGAGAGAAGCAUAUUUAUAUUUCAUCUCUAGUCACCGUUAUGCACGAACUCUGAUUACUAGACAUGUAUUCUGUUCGCGGUAACAGAGAUUUGCAAUUGACAUUCAUUACUUGUUCGCUAACUUCUCUGUAGUGCUUGUGAUCGAGUCUCAAAGACGGAAUGUGUUUAAACUCACAGGCGCACACUUAGCAUAUCUUCUGUUUGAUUUAUUCUUAAGAAUGUAAAUAAAAGUCUUUUGUAAUGAAAUUGGUCUGCGUUUAUAAUCUUGGGAUUUUUCCCAACUUGUGUGCUUUUCCAGGACAGAAGGGCAUACAGCAUUAGAACAACACGACGCCGACAAAGAUGCACAGAAAGAAAACAAAACCUGAUUUUGAUCUCAAUUCCAAAAGACAGCUGUUCAUGUUCACACAUCUAUUAUAUUUCAUGGCAGUGUUACAUAAAAAUAAAAAA